Molecule: messenger RNA, 735 nt
Organism: Talaromyces proteolyticus
Lineage: Eukaryota; Fungi; Ascomycota; Eurotiomycetes; Eurotiales; Trichocomaceae
Product: dienelactone hydrolase
Exons: 5
Coding region: 1-735 (244 amino acids)
Molecular function (GO): hydrolase activity
Source: RefSeq, a predicted model, not a curated record
AUGUCGGCUGCUUGCUGCUCUCGCACCCCAAUUGGAGCCAGUGAGGCCGUCCCCGUCCAGCAAAUCGGCGGCUUGGAUACUUAUGUUGCGGGCAACACCUCCUCCAAGCGUGGUGUUAUCAUCAUCUAUGACAUCUUCGGCUUCUAUUCGCAGACUCUCCAAGGUGCUGACCGUCUCGCUGAGCAGCUCGGUGCCGUAGCUCUUGUCCCCGACUUCUUGGAAGGUGUUUACGCCGAACACUCCUGGACUCCUCCAGACACUGAGGAGAAAAAGGCAGCUUUUUCAAGCUUCUUUGCCAACACCGCCGCUCCCCCGCUGAACAUCCCCAAGGUCAAUGCCGUCAUUACAGAGGCCAAGUCUAAAUUUCCUAGCGUUGAGAAGUGGGGUGUCGUGGGACUGUGCUGGGGUGGAAAGCUUUCUGCUCUAGUCAGUACUCAAGGAACAGAGUUUGCUGUCUCCGGUCAGGUUCAUCCAGGUCUGUUUGAUGCCAAAGAUGCCAAAGCUAUCGUAAUCCCUCACAUUGUCCUCGCCUCUAAGGAUGAAGACGCCUCUACAACAGCUGCCUACAAGGUUGCUCUUGAAGAACGUGCCGGCUUGGACUCGUACGUCGAUACCUAUUCCACCCAACACCACGGCUGGAUGGGCGCACGUGCCGAUCUCGACGAUGCCGAGAACAAGAAGGAGUUUGAGCGAGGAUACAAGGAGAUUGGAGACUUCUUUGCUAAGCAUCUGUGA